AUGAGUUCUAACGAUAGUCCUACACCCGAAAGAUCAUCAAGCAGAAAGUUGAAGAACUUGCACAUUGCCCAUAGGCGAUCGCCCUCCGAAUUGACCACGUUGAUGGUGGAGCAAUAUAACCUACAACGUCAAUUAGAACAGGUCCAGGCACAACAGAAGCAAAUCUUACAACAACAACAAAUGCAGCAACAGCAAUUUAAAUAUCCACCUCAACCCCAACAACAACAAUUUGAAGGUUCUUCUGGCUCCUAUGGAGGCCGUGGAUCACAUUCAAGAUCAGCUUCUGGCACUCAUAGACGUACGGGAUCAGGUGGAGGUCAGGGCCAGGGCCAAGGUCAUACAAGAAGGCAUUCACUAGUUUUAGAUGAAGCAAUUAAAGCAGCCGCUACUCAAAGACAAACCAACAGAACAUCUUUAAGUCCGCCCAACAAAACAUCAAAAUCAGCAUCUAAUGAAAAUUUAAGUUCGUUUAAGUUUCCACCAGAUGCAGGAGAGGCUGAGUUACCCACGCCAUCGACAUCUCAUACUCGAGCUCGAUCAUUAGCUUAUGGGCAACAACCAUUUAAAUUCCCUGCACAGUACCAACAACAGCAACAACAACAAUCUGAUAAUUUGCUACCACCCACACCUAGUUUUACUGUCACACAAUCACCGGAUAGAUCACACAACAGAAGAGGUUCCCAUUAUAGGACUCCUUCUAGAAAUGCAGAAGGAAUUAAUUCUAACUGGAGGGCUCAACAACAACCCAAUAAUCAGCACCAAAAGCAACCAUCAACUUUAGAUGCCCCGCCAGGUUUAUUUGUUCCCGGACAUAAGUCACGUGGCGGGUCGUAUGGUGGAGGAUCGUCAAUUUCAUCAUUAGCUCAAUUUUUACCUGGAUCAGGUCAAGGACAAGGCGGUUCUGGAAGUGGAGGAGCAAAUGCUCGUAAGUCCCUUUUUGCACCAUAUUUACCACAAUCAUCGUUGCCAGAUUUAAUUAAUGAAGGACGUUUGGUGACAGGGACUUUGAGAGUGAAUAAAAAGAAUAGGUCAGAUGCAUAUGUUUCCACGGAUGGCUUGUUGGAUGCAGAUAUAUUCAUUUGUGGAUCUAAGGAUCGUAAUCGUGCAUUGGAAGGUGAUUUAGUUGCUGUGGAAUUGUUGGUAGUGGAUGAAGUUUGGGAGUCUAAAAAGGAAAAGGAAGAGAAAAAGAGAAGAAAGGAUAAUACGUUGAACACUAGACCACUUAAUGAUGAUAUUCAUAAUGACGCAACCUCAGCUCCUAGUAAAAUUGAUAGCCAAGCUAGUGUCAACAGAAACGGAGAAGAUAGCAAUGAGGACACAGAGAGCAGUUCUGGUAUUGGAAGGAGAGGAUCAUUAAAACAAAGACCGACAAUGAAGAAAAAUGACGAUGUCGAAGUUGAAGGACAAUCGUUAUUGUUAGUUGAAGAGGAAGAAAUAAAUGAUGAGAUCAAACCUCUUUAUGCUGGUCAUGUUGUGGCCGUAGUAGAUCGUAUUCCUGGUCAAUUGUUUGCUGGGACUUUGGGAUUAUUGAGACCUGCCCAAGCUGCCCAAGCCGCUCGAGACAAGAAAAGUGGCAAAGAAUCAACUGUUCAGACACCCAAGGAACCCAAAAUUGUUUGGUUCAAGCCUACCGAUAAGAAAGUUCCAUUAAUUGCAAUUCCAACUGAGCAAGCGCCAAAAGAUUUUGUUGAGAAUCAUGAAAAAUAUGCUGACCAAUUAUUUGUUGCGUCGAUUAAAAGAUGGCCAAUCACGUCAUUACACCCCUUUGGUACACUUGUGAGUAAAUUGGGAACUAUAGAUGAACCCAACACUGAAAUUGAUUCCAUUUUGAGAGAUAAUAACUUUUUGUGUGAUGAGUAUCCUGAAGAUGACGAGUCAGCUAAUGUGGCGUUUUACGAUUUACCUUCAAUUGAACCAGAAUUUGAGACUGGCAAUAGAGCUGAAUAUUUGAAUGAUUACAUUAUUGCAUUUUCUCAAACCGGAGAUUUUGUUGACCAUGCCAUGCACGUUAAGAGGUUAUCAAGUUCGAAAAUUGAACUAGGAUUCCAUGUUGUGGAUAUCUCCUUUUUUGUCAAACCAGGGUCUAUUUUAGAUCGUAAAUCUAAGAAGAGGUCAUCAUCCGUAUUUCUUCCCCAGAAAUGUGCCCAUCUUUUUCCCAAGCAAGUUAAUAGCUUACUUUCAUUUAAAGAAAAUGAGCGUAAUUUGGCUCUUUCCGUCGUUUUUGAAAUUGACACAGCUAACUUCGAAGUUGAGGAUUUAUAUAUUCAUGAAUCAGUCAUUGUUCCAAAGCAACUAGUAUCAUAUGAUACAUUUGAUAUCAUUUUGGAAGGAAAGGAUAUAAAUACCAUAUCUUCUGCCACUUGCGAUUAUAUCAAGACUUUCAGUUUAAUUGCCAAAGAGUUCCGUCGUCAACGGUUAGAAGAUCACGAUUUAGGUAUUUCACCAAAUUUAACAUUAUUGGAUCAAUUGGACGACGAAAGAGUUCGCUUGGAUUUGAAUAUUUUUAAGGACAGUUUGUCAUUCGACGUUAUUACUGAAAUUUCUCAUAAGGUAAACACUGCGAUAGCUGCCAAAGUUCAUGCCGGUUUAGGUGACAAGGCUUUGUUGCGUCGUCAAGCUUUGCCAACUCUUCAAAAGAUGGAAACGUUCGUGAGAAAAGCUUCAACUUUAGGGUUUAAGAUUGAUACUGAGACUUCUGCAACUUUACAAAAGUCCAUUUUGAAAAUUGAAGAUCCUGUUAAAAGAAAAUGUGUUGAAACAUUAUUGUACAAAUGUAUGUCCAGAGGUAAAUAUUAUAUUUCUGGAAAGCAAGAUCCCGAAAGCUAUGGUCAUUAUUAUUUUAAUUUACCUUUAUAUACUCAUUUUACCGCUCCAUUGAGGCGUUAUGCAGAUUUGGUUGUACAUAGACAAUUGAAGCUUGCAUUGAGCAAAGAAGAAGAAGAGAGGGAUUUAGAAUCUUUAAAGGCAAUUGCUGACUAUUGUAAUUUCAAAAAGGACUGUGCUGCCAAUGCGCAAGAACAAGCUAUUCAUCUUUUAUUAUCUCAAACAAUCAACGAAAUUAGUGAAACUGCUGGUCAAUUAUUAUGCAUGGGUACAGUUGUUCAAGUCUACGAAUCAUCCUUUGAUGUGUUUAUUCCAGAGCUAGGAGUUGAAAAGAGAGUUCAUGGAGAUCAAUUGCCAUUGGUUAAAGCAGAAUUUGACAAGAAGGACAGAACAUUGGAAUUAUAUUGGGAAAAAGGAGUUGAUGCUGCCACUUAUAUUCCACCAGAUGAGCAAACUUCAUUGUCAUACAGAAGUUCCAUUAAGAACAAGCAUAGAACCUCCGCAUUGCAAGCUGCCCAAAUCCAGAAUAAAACACUCUUGGAGAAGUCAAAUGUAACUACUGAUUCAAUAGUUGAAAAGCUUUCCAAAUUGAAUUUAGAACCACCAAAAUUGUCAAUUCCUGUAUUGAAAGCAGACAAGAGCCAAUGCGAUUUAAAGGAUUCUACUAAAUCAAUGCCAUCUUCACCUACUAGAACGGAAUUUCCUAAGAAUGUGAGAACUAAUUCGUCUUCAGUCAUCUCGGGGGAUUCGAUAAAUGGGUUGGCUCCAUAUUUACAAGACUGUAUUACUAGAAUUGAAGGAUCUUCAUAUAUUCAAGUAAUCAAAGAAUUGAAUAUGGUUCCUGUUUUACUUAGAGCUGAAAUUGGUAUGGCUUUGCCAUGUUUGACUGUCCGUAUUUUGAAUCCUUUCGCAAACGACUAA
This is a messenger RNA of Hemisphaericaspora subhashii, 3744 nucleotides long. RefSeq names its product mRNA-binding translational repressor (gene SSD1). The transcript has a single exon. Lineage: Eukaryota; Fungi; Ascomycota; Pichiomycetes; Serinales; Debaryomycetaceae. Gene Ontology annotation, cellular component: exosome (RNase complex); P-body. Gene Ontology annotation, biological process: mRNA catabolic process. Gene Ontology annotation, molecular function: 3'-5'-RNA exonuclease activity; RNA binding. The record is from RefSeq and is a predicted model, not a curated record. Bases 1 to 3744 code for a protein of 1247 amino acids.